GCUUCAGUUCUUCUUUUUCUCCCAAACUCGGUGGUUGCUGAAAUUUUUUCUAUAAGUUAACAACAAAAAAUGGUGGCUGAUAACUCGGAAAAAUCAACGAAAUCCGUUGCCAAUGGAUCAUUGAUCAGCACUGUUUCCAGUAAAGAUGAUCUUCCAAAUGCAAUUAUUGUGACUCAAGUACCAGAAGAUGUAUUCGAUAAUAAACAAGACAAGGCAAACUUCUCAUCUCUAUUCACACAAAUCGAGAAAGACAUUCAUUUCGAUUUCCUGCGCAGCUUCCGACGAGUUCGAGUAAUUUUCAGCUCCCCCGAAAACGCUACAGCCGCCAAACUUAUCGUUCAAGGAUUCUCUUUUAAAGGGCACGAGUUGAAAGCUUUUUUUGCACAAAGGAUCUACAUGAGUGCCAAUUCCCAAAUGCUUUCCCCCCCACCACUCGAAAAACAGUUUUUAAUUUCACCACCAUGUUCUCCACCAGUCGGAUGGGAGCAGACUAAAGAUAUGCCACCGGUUGUAUGCAAUUUUGAUUUAAUGGCCAGACUUGCGUCAUUUGCUAUCGAUGAAAAAUAUGAAGUACACAAUGGAGACGAGCUGACACCAGCAAUCAUUGUUCAUCCAUGCGAGACCCCAAUUGACGUACCAUCAGCAAUUGAAAUGCCACGAACUCCACGCCCUUCAUCUCCAUGUGAACAGUAAUUAUCUUGGAUAUCCCUUUCCUUCUCAUUCUUCUUGUUAUUCAUUUUUCUCUUCCAGCUUUACAAUCAUCCUCAUUCUAUUUGUGUUGCACUCCUUCUUCUCCAAUUUUUUCAUUUUUUCCUUGUUUCAACUUCAAUCCGCAGAGCUUAUUCUGCCGCGGGUAGACGUGUCUCUUCCUAAUCCAACAAUCCACUUAUUUUUGCUGAUAUUUUGUUUUUGUAAAUAUAUCCCAAAAAUUGUUUACCACCCAAUACUUACUAUAUAUUCCUUUUUAUGGAAUGAAUCUUCAAAAUGAAAAAAAAAGAAAAUAAUGCAAAUAAAUUAUUUGUAUUUAAAA
Caenorhabditis elegans is the source of this 1030-nucleotide messenger RNA. It is a transcript of the gene rcan-1, whose product is annotated as Calcipressin-like protein. NCBI's taxonomy places the organism in Eukaryota, Metazoa, Nematoda, Chromadorea, Rhabditida, Rhabditidae. Gene Ontology annotation, molecular function: nucleic acid binding. The record is from RefSeq and is marked reviewed. Gene Ontology annotation, biological process: mating behavior; calcium-mediated signaling.